AUGCCGUCUGCAGUCAACAAGCCCGCCCUGUUCCCUUCGUUAUCUCCAGAAUAUGUACUCGCGUUCCAAUUUUCUUCUUGGUAUCCCAAGUUCUCUGGCAUCAGCAUUAAAUCUACCGUGAUACGCCCUCUCAGUCAAGAAUUUCAGGAAUAUCUUGACUCUGAUGGCGUAUUUCUUCCUGAUGGUGCCGAAGACGUACCCGUCGUGAGCGAAUUGUCGGACAACGAAGACAGUGACGAGGAGGAAAGCGAGCCGGAUCGUCGACAUUUUGCGUUUCCUGAGUUAGAUGCCAAAAUUAGGGAGGCAGUAGUGCAGUAUGGUGCUGUGUUCCCAAAGCUCAAUUUCUCGUCACCCCGGGAUGCAGCAUGGAUGCUUCCUGCUUCCUCUCCUUUGAAAUGCAUGUCGCCCGCAGAUGUAUACUUAUUUCUCAAAUCAUCAGAUUUUAUUCAGCACGAUAUAACAUCCAGUCAUGUCUUUGAAGGAUGCGAGGGGCUCUCGCCUUUAGGAGAAAACACAAGCCCCUUUCCGCAAUACGAAUUGGAGCUAAUCUUGCGCAAAUGGUAUCCUGUAGACCGCAGUAGAGAGAUUAGGUGUUUUGUUCGGCAGGAACGUCUACUAGGCGCGAACGGAGUUUCUCAACGAGAUCCCAAUUAUUACGACUUCUGGAUUGAGCCAGGAACUCAGGCGAAGGUGCUAGAGGCGGUUCAAACAUUCUGGAAGGCAAAAAUAAAAGGCAGGUGGGAGGAUUCUAACGGUGAUUAUGUAUUCGAUUUCCUGCUCACGCGUGAUUUAUCUCGUGGACAUAUUCUCGACUUCAACCCAUACGCGCCACGGACCGACCCAUUGCUUUUCACAUAUGAAGAGCUACACGAACUGUUGCUUCGGGGGGAAUCAACAACAACCGAGCCGGAAUUACGGGUGGUAGACUCACUUGACCAUCCUGUCGCGACACGCAAUGCACCCGCACAUCAACACAACAUGGUUCCAUUGGAGGCAUUGACAAUGAGCAGUGGGAGAGAUGUGCAAGAAUUUGCGAACUUAUUGCAAGAAGAGAUACAAAAUGCCAUGUAA
Messenger RNA from Fibroporia radiculosa, 1071 nucleotides. RefSeq lists its product as uncharacterized. The transcript is spliced from 5 exons. Gene Ontology annotation, cellular component: cytoplasm. Bases 1 to 1071 code for a protein of 356 amino acids. The record is from RefSeq and is a predicted model, not a curated record. NCBI's taxonomy places the organism in Eukaryota, Fungi, Basidiomycota, Agaricomycetes, Polyporales, Fibroporiaceae.